Molecule: messenger RNA, 2095 nt
Organism: Cuculus canorus (common cuckoo)
Lineage: Eukaryota; Metazoa; Chordata; Aves; Cuculiformes; Cuculidae
Gene: LRFN1
Product: leucine rich repeat and fibronectin type III domain containing 1
Exons: 4
Coding region: 167-2086 (639 amino acids)
Molecular function (GO): protein binding
Source: RefSeq, a predicted model, not a curated record
CCCCCUCUCCCCUUUUCCCGGUGCACCCCCCGUAUCCCGGUGCCCCCUCGAUGCCCCCCUGGGCAGGAGCCACGAUGGGAGCAUCCGUGGGCUGAGCCCCCCCAAGGCCCCGCAGCGACGCCUGGACGGGACCAACAUGGAGCCCUGAGCUGAGGCGUGGCGGGCGAUGGCGUGGCUGCUGGUGGCCGCGGCGCUGGCGCUGUGCGUGGCGCGGGGUUCGCGGUGCCCUCCGCGGUGCCUGUGCCCGGCAGCAGCGCCCAACCCCACGUUGCUUUGCGCCCGCACGGGGCUGUUGGCGGUGCCGCCCAGCCUGGACCGCGGCGCGGUGGAGCUUCGCUUGGCCGACAACUUCAUCGGCGCUGUUGGCCGCGCCGACUUCGCCAACAUGAGCAGUUUGGUCCACUUGACGCUCUCGCGCAACGGGUUGCGCCGGUUGGCGCCCGGCGCCUUCGCCGACCUGCGGGCGCUGCGGGCGCUUCACCUCGACGGCAACCGUCUGCCGGCGCUGAGCGGCGCGCAGCUGCGCGGCUUGGCCAGCCUGCGCCACCUCAUCCUGGCCAACAACCAACUGGCGGCCAUCGAACCGGCCGCCUUCGCCGCCUUCGCCGCCACCGUGGAAGACCUCGACCUCUCGCACAACAACCUGCCGGCGUUGCCGUGGGACGCCGUAGCCGCCAUGGCCAGCUUGGCCACGCUCACCUUGGACCACAACCUACUGGAGCGCGUGCCGGCGGGUGCCGUGGCGCGUUUGCCACGCCUGGCGCGGUUGGAUCUCACCGCUAACCGCUUACGGGCGUUACCGCCGGUGCCGGGCCCGCCGGGGCCCAGCUUGGCGGCGGGCGGGAACCCGCUGCAUUGCAACUGUGAGCUCCUCUGGCUGCGGCGUUUGGCACAACCGGGACGGUUGGAGAGUUGUGCGUCGCCGCCGCCGCUCGCCGGACGCUUGCUUUGGGCCGUGCCGGAGGAAGAGCUGGCGUGCCGCGCUCCUGCCAUCGCCGGAGCGGCCGCCGACCCCGCCGCCGUCUUAGAAGGCCAACCUUUACGGUUGGGUUGCGCUGCAGCCGGCGAUCCGCCGCCGGCAUUGCAUUGGUUGGGGCCGGAUGGGCGGUUGGUUCAAAAUGGUUCUCGGCGUGCGGUGAAGCCGGACGGAUCCUUAGAGCUGCGCGUGGCCACGUUGGGCGAUCACGGCGCUUUCACUUGCGUUGCGUCCAACGCCGCCGGAGAGGCGGCCGCACGCGUCGAGGUGGCGGUUCUGCCAUUGCCGGUACCGCACGGCGAUGAGGACGCUGAGGACGCCGUGCCGGGGCCGUCGGAUAUGGCGAGCGGAGGGAAUGAGACGCGGGCGGCAGCGAACGGAGGUGAACGGAGGGCGGUGGCGGCAGAGUUGGCCGGCGGUGAAGCCAGAAUCCGGUGGGUGCCGCAACGCCACGGCCCCGGCAUCCGCGGCUUCCAAGUGCGCUACAACAGCUCUCUCGACGACGGCCACGUCUACAGGCUGUUGCCGCCGUCGAGCCGCAGUUUCGUCCUGCGCGACGUCGCGUCGGGGCGUCGCUACGAGGUUUGUGUGGCGGCGUUGGUGGCAGUCGGGCCUUCGGCGUCGCCGGUCGCCCGUGCCGUGGGUUGCGUCUCGUUUACGGCAUCAUCAUCGUCACCGUCAUCUUGCGGCAAAGCUUUGGCCACCCCCCAUUUUUUAGGGGGCACCGUCAUCAUCGUCAUCGGCGCCGCCAUCGCUGCCUCCGUCCUCGUCUUCAUCCUCAUCCUCACCGCACGCUACAAAGCCGCCGGCGCCGCUCGCCGCUCGCCACCCGCCGUGGUCGAUGUUUGCUCCCAAACCAACGGCGCUCGGCGAAGCCCCAACGCUGAAGCAUCCACGGGCGCCUUCCCCCCCCCAACGGCACCUAUAGGCGCCGUUGGGGGGGGGAAGGCGCCCAUGGGUGCCGCGGCGUUGUUUCCGAGCCACAGUUAUCCCCGGCGCGCCCGGACUCGCCGUCACGGCUCGUUACCGCGCCUCGACCUCCCCGAAGGGACCCCGGCGCUGCGCCCGUCCUUCGGUAGCACCCAUUGGAUGCUCGAGAGCACCGUCUGAGGGGGGGGA